Bipolaris sorokiniana ND90Pr is the source of this 390-nucleotide messenger RNA. RefSeq lists its product as uncharacterized. The coding region runs from base 1 to 390 and encodes 129 amino acids. The record is from RefSeq and is a predicted model, not a curated record. The transcript has a single exon. Lineage: Eukaryota; Fungi; Ascomycota; Dothideomycetes; Pleosporales; Pleosporaceae.
AUGGACAUUAAUCGCCAGUUCCGCUUGGAUCACCUCCGCCUCGUGCACAGUAUACUCUGCAAAUUUGCUCCUCACCGUCUCUUGGUCGCCAGCCUUGGCAUCCCCUGGAUAGUUUGCAUCGACACCUUCCCUCAGCUUAGAGGUUACGUCGAGGUGUGUAUACUGGUCUACCACCCAGAGAAGGCUCUCGUUCUGGUUGAGACCCUGUGUCUAUGCAACAAUUGCAUAAUUGAGCUCUUGAAUCCUGGAGUUGUAGUUUCCAAGCUCAAUAGCGAUGAUUGGUGCCGCCUACCGAUACUUGAGCCUGGCUAUCUGCAUGGUCUCGGUCACGUCCACUGUCCGUACGACAGUCCUCGUCUUGGGGCUCCAAGUGCGCAUAGUGUUGACUAA